This is a messenger RNA of Suncus etruscus (white-toothed pygmy shrew), 1874 nucleotides long. RefSeq names its product lysophosphatidic acid receptor 6 (gene LPAR6). Gene Ontology annotation, molecular function: lysophosphatidic acid receptor activity. The record is from RefSeq and is a predicted model, not a curated record. Gene Ontology annotation, biological process: positive regulation of Rho protein signal transduction; phospholipase C-activating G protein-coupled receptor signaling pathway. Gene Ontology annotation, cellular component: membrane. NCBI's taxonomy places the organism in Eukaryota, Metazoa, Chordata, Mammalia, Eulipotyphla, Soricidae.
UACACUGCUGGCAAGGAAGGAAAAGGUCUGCAUGCAGCAAGCGCUAACAUGCUUUGGAAUUUAUUUCGGAAUCUUUGAAAGACUUUUGCUUACCACCACCUGGGAUCCACUGCAAGAAUAUCAAAAAGAGAAACUCCGUUUAAAAGGAACAUGAAGAAAUGAAAACAAGUCGGUAAUGUUUGAAUCUUUGCAACUCUAUGGAAAAGCCAAAGAGUGUAAAUUUCAGCUUUAUCAUACUGAAAUGUAAAGGAACCUUACUCGUGGAAUAUGCAUGGUGAUUACUGAAAAAGAACUUUCCAGAAGAGUCGUUUUACUACCGACUCAGGAAAGGUUUUCAUUAAUUUAAAAAUCUAAUGGAUUGGCUUCAGACUGCACUUUAAAAAAAUCACUCUUCAGUGAACUCUGUCCUGAAUUCAAGAGUUUUUCUGAAAACUAGGAAAUGAGAAUAUUUUCCUACUUGAAGAAGUACCUGGAAACUCUACAGCAACGAAUUUCAUGUUUCCUUUGAAGAGUUUGGAAGAAAGAUUUACAAAACAAUCCAAGGAUCUGAGGAAUUUACAAAUACUUUGGAGGUUAUAAAGUGGUCAGGAUCUGAAUACCAAAACGACUGCAGCUGCCCAAAGGACUUUGUCACUGUAAAGUGGACGUGCCUUUAUAAUGGUAAGCAAUAACAGCUCCAACUGCUUUGAUGACUCCUUUAAGUAUACUUUGUAUGGGUGCACAUUUAGUAUGGUGUUUGUGCUCGGAUUGAUAUCCAACUGUGUUGCCAUAUACAUUUUCGUCUGUACCCUCAAAGUACGAAAUGAAACUACAACGUACAUGAUUAACUUGGCAGUGUCAGACUUGCUUUUUGUUUUUACUUUACCCUUCAGGAUCUUUUACUUUACGACACGGAAUUGGCCAUUUGGAGAUUUGCUCUGUAAAAUUUCAGUGAUGCUAUUUUAUACCAACAUGUAUGGAAGCAUUCUGUUUUUAACUUGUAUUAGUGUGGACAGAUUUCUGGCAAUCGUCUACCCAUUUAAGUCAAAGACUCUAAGAACCAAACGAAAUGCAAAAAUUGUUUGCAUUGCGGUGUGGUUAACUGUGGGAGGUAGUGCCCCAGCAGUUUUUUUUCAAUCUACCCACCCUCAGGGUAAUACUCAAAAAGCCUGCUUUGAAAAUUUUCCAGAAGACACUUGGAAAACCUAUCUCUCACGGAUUGUUAUUUUCAUUGAAAUAGUAGGUUUUUUUAUUCCUUUAAUUUUAAUGUAACUUGUUCUAGUAUGGUUGCUAAGAACUUUAAGUAAACCAGUUACUUUAAGUAGAAGCAAAAUAAACAAAACGAAAGUUUUAAAAAUGAUUUUUGUACACUUGGUGAUAUUCUGCUUCUGUUUUGUGCCUUACAAUAUAAACCUUAUUUUAUAUUCUCUUAUGAGAACACAGACAUUUGUCAAUUGUUCAGCAGCCAAAGCAGUAAGAACUAUGUACCCAAUAACUCUCUGCAUUGCUGUUUUAAACUGUUGCUUUGACCCUAUAGUUUACUACUUCACCUCGGAUGCAAUUCAGAAUUCAAUAAAAAUGAAAAGCUGGUCUUCAAGGAGAAGUGACUCUAGAUUCUCUGAAUGUUCAAGGCUCAUGAGAACUUUAUUCAACAUCGGUCUACAGACUUUAAAAAGUAAGAUAUUUGACAAUGAAUCUACAAUUUAAGCUGCCUAAAAUAAAAGCACUGGAUUACACUGGGACAGACUUCCACAUUCCUUCAACUGUGAAGUGUUUUCUUGAACAAUUAUUUUUCCAUGUGUUAAGCAUUAAAAUGUAUUUUAUUCUUGUAUAUAUUCCAUUUUAUUUUUGAAUAAUUUUGAUGUGUAUCUUCCUCUUCAUUAAAGAAAAAAAAA